Messenger RNA from Mollisia scopiformis, 1095 nucleotides. Its product is annotated as C4-dicarboxylate transporter/malic acid transport protein. Bases 1 to 1095 code for a protein of 364 amino acids. Gene Ontology annotation, cellular component: membrane. The transcript has 2 exons. Lineage: Eukaryota; Fungi; Ascomycota; Leotiomycetes; Helotiales; Mollisiaceae. The record is from RefSeq and is a predicted model, not a curated record. Gene Ontology annotation, molecular function: malate transmembrane transporter activity. Gene Ontology annotation, biological process: malate transmembrane transport.
AUGGCAGAAGUCAAGCUCUAUCGUCAAAUUAGUCGGCAUAGCCAAAAGUUCACCUGGUCAUGGUAUAUCAUGCCUCUCGCUACACUUGGAGUUGCGCUGAUUUUAGACAACGAGCCGCAUCGAUUUCAUGCUCUCACGACAAUCGGAAAAGUUGUUUACUUAUUUGCAAUUACUCAAUUCGUCAUUCUCACUUGCUUCGUGACGUGGAGGAUAUUCACAGAAACUGGCUGGUUUCGACGUUCUCUUUCGAGACCUUCAGAAGCUCUUUCUUUUGCAACGACCUGGCUCUCAUUCGGUAACAUCCUCGCUGGCGGACACUCAUAUGCUCAGCCUCGAGAAGGCAGUCAUCUAGCAAACGCAAUGAUAGUCUUCUUCUGGAUCUAUGUCGCAAUAGCAUAUCUCCUUUCGAUCGUACUCAAUGUACUGCUUUACACUGGAGAAGACCACCUGAUGCUACCAAAUAUGACUCCUGCAUGGAUGCUCCCAAUAUUUCCAGUCAUUUUAUCAGGAACUAUCGCGAGCAUAAUCUCCACCAACAUUGAACCGGUCCACGCUCUUCCAAUUCUGAUCGGAGGUCUAACAUUUCAAGGGCUUGGGACUUUGAUAUCUCUUCUCGUAACGGCCAUAUACCUUCACCGACUCUUCCGUUCUGGACUCCCAGAUCCCGGAGUCAGACCUGCUAUGUUCCUUGCAGUAGGGCCUCCAGCUUCCACAGCAAUUGCCAUGAUACGUUUGGCCGACAACAUUCCUACAUCAUAUUCAUAUUUCUCGACUCAUCCGAACUCGGCGUAUAUCUUGCAGGUACUGUCUGUGUUUAUCGCUAUUUUCUUCUGGGCCUACGCAUUUUGGAUGUUCAGCUUGGCUCUGUUGUGUUGCCUGAUGAGCUUUCCAAGACUGCCUUUUCAUCUGAGCUGGUAUUCCUUCGUCUUUCCGAAUUGCGGCUUCACGAUUGCAACAAUCGAUAUCGGACGUGCGCUGGAUAGUGAUGCGAUCCUAUGGGUCGCUACAGCCAUGACACUCGUCAAUGUGGUGGUUUGGUUGUUUGUCAUGGGGGCUCAUCUCAGGACUGCAUGGCUAGGGAGAACGCUGAGUUGA